UAUACACUGUUUUGCUGAACGCUUAAGCGACUUGGGGGAACAAGUCUUAUUGCUUUUAUUUUCUUUCUUUUUAAUUACUUGUUGACUUGGGGAACAAGUCUUAUUGUUCUUUUUCUUUACUUUAAAUUUUUGUUGACCUUUUUGACAUUAAAUCUAAAGGUACUUUUUAAAUACCACAAAACUUGCUUCUGCGUCAGUUAAUGAAGUGAGUUAAGUUCCGCGUUUGAAUCGCACCUCGCCUGACUACACCGGUCUAUAUCAUCAGGCUGAGUGCCUUAACGUCCGAUACCUAAGAGAGGUGGGGACCUUUGGCACAGAAUCCUGUCGACUACGUGGAAAAGGUCGGCCAGGAAGUUUGGGUUAAUAGGGGCCGCAAAAUACAGGGGGAAGGAAUCAGACAUCCGAACGAAGGUAAAGACAUCAUAAUUGCUGUAGAACACAAUUACAUAACAUUAAAAAACACUGGUCCAGUACAUCCCUCCCAGAUACAGCGCAUCCCGGAUAGUUGAUAGCUGAUACGCAUGCGAUAAAAGACUUCGGCCUGCCGUACUUGCACACUUAAGUGUAAAAUUAGCAGAGAUUUCUUUGGCAGUGAUAGGAACGAGCAAAACCCGGACACUUGUUUUGAGUCACUGUUUUCUCUGCCAUCGUGUAAAAAGGAGAAUCAUGUCUCAUCCCAAGCUUAUCUGCUUAUCCAGGGGGCAAGUCGUGCUGAGUUCUUGCGCGGAGACGAAUCCGAUAUUAAUAGGUAAAGCUGACCCGGGGGUCCCGGAAGGCACCUAUCUGGUUUGGGAAAAAUACGAGCCAGGGACUUGUGUAUUAUGCAAGAAGGAAUGUGGAAAGGUCGUGUGGAAGGGUCUGAGGAGAGACCGUGGAAAAAUGAGAGUGCGAAAAAUGGUUGGGGGUUCUCGACCACUGGGGGUAGAGUUGAGCGGUCCCGUUAAGAUUACCUUUUGUAAAGAAUGCCUGGACCGUCGCAACGGCAGGAAAUACAACGUGAGUAGAAUAGAUCAUGCAGCCGCUGGACCAUGCUGCCUAAAAGGCGCUCAUGGCUUGGUGCCAUGCUCUGUAUUACUGACGCCUAAAAAUUUUGAAUUAGGUUACAUGUCAGUGAGAUCCCUUUCGGAAUACACUGACAACAACAUCAGCGAUGAGUUGAGAAGGGCAUACAACUGCCAGCAAGGCGGUGAUCAGGAUCUAGAGAUAAAACUAGGAAAGGGGCGUAAAGCGCAGUACCUUAAAACGGAUUUAGGACAGUAUGUUGCAGCAAACUGGACAAGCUGGUCCGUUUCUCGAAGUGAGCCGAGGGCAGAAAUAAAGUGCCCUCCUAGCCUAAUUGACUGGGUUACCACCAUAACUCAACAGUCAGAAGCGAUUUCCCAACAACGAUGGGAACAGGAAUUGAAAGUAAAAUUUCAAGGACAGAAAAUGGUGCUGAAAGCACACGUGAUCAAGUACACGACUGACUCAGGUAGAACCUGUUCAUUUACACAUAACAUUUUUGUGAAACCAGGUUCUGAGGACAAAUCUUCUGCUGCGGCUGCAGCAGCUCUCCUUAUGUGAAAAACACUACACAUUGGAAAGGGCGUUGUAGGAAGGCUUUGGUUUUAUGGUCUUUACAUAUAAUUUUGUUUUAUUUUUUCCUACGUGUUUGUUUGUUUUUGUUUAAUUCUGGGAUCAGGUUUUUGGAUUUAAAUUUUCUUUGAUUUCAUUUUUAUUGUUUAUCUUUGACUUAUUGGUAUUCGCGUUCUAUUCGCUUUUAUUCAUUUAAGUCCCGGUUGUUGCUCUUAUAUGUGACUACGUUCUGUAAGCUGUUUGUCUCCACAGGACCAGAGGAGGGGAAUGGAGGUUGUACCGAGCAUUGGUCCUGGAGAGAACACACAAGGAAGGUCAAUCAAACCCCAGGCAGGGAGGAUUAAUAAAAAAAGUAGAAAAAAGAAAAGCAAGAAAUGGCAAGCGGGGCUGUUUGUAAUUUUAAUAAGCAUCUUAAGUGUAAUCCUCUACUUACCUUGGGUAAGCCCUAGAAAGACGGUGUGGAAAAUAGGACCUACCAUGGAGAGAGAGUAUACAGCUGAUGAUGGUAAAUGGAUAGUUAUAGAAACUUAUAAAUACCUAAAGGAAGUAGAGAUCCCUAUCAUGUCAAAACUAGAGUUGGGAGACACGGAGGAAAGGAAUAGAACAAGGCUGGGGGCAUUGGCCAUAGGAAUAUUGAAACCAGGAUGGGAAUGGAAUAAAUUGCCAAAAACUAAGAAUGAACAAAUUUUGAAAUGUGGUCAGAGUCCGUGGACAGAUGCAGACCGCCCAUUGUGUGAACGGUUGAAUGAUCCUAGAUGGGAGCAAUACCAGGGUGGUAAGGAGUGGGACUGGAAAAGGUUUUUGGAGUUAUUUGAGGGAACAAGUAACAUUAAACAUACUACAAACUGUCAGGGAAUUCCUGGAAGCUGGUAUAUAGAGAAAGAGGGUAAACUGAUAGUGAAUCUGCUUAUGAAAUGUCUAAAUCAUGUUUCUCGAAUUAUCACAAAAACCUGUAGAUCCACGCUGGUGAGAGGGAUGACCUUUCACCCGUGGAAUCAAGGCCAAAAGGCGAUAGGUCCGCUGGAAUUCUGGGAUUGCAAAUGUCGUAAAGAAAAGGAUGAAAAGGGAAAUGUUACUAUUUGUGAAGAAAACCUGAGAAAAGAGACUGCAAGCGAGAGAGACGAAAUGAACAUGGAGGGGGCAGAGGAAAUUAGGAUAACCCUCUCUAACCCCCCGUCUCUAAGCCAGGAAACGGAGGACUUAUCAGAUCACAUUUGGAACAGACCAAACAAAGAAAAAAUGAAAAGAGCUGAACCUUCGGCUAUAGGACAGGAUCAAAUAUGGGCAAGGUUUACAUACAAACCGGGUCCGGUAAAAUGUAAAUAUUGCAACCUGGAGAGGUAUACUCUACAAAAUGCUUUCUAUUUUAAUUGGACCUUGUUCAAUACUCAGGGUCCUAAUUUAGGCAUACAAAUAAAUCCAGCUCAAAAAAUGCACAAACUGGCCAGGGGAAUCUUAAAUGUAUAUGAACAUUACAUAAGAGUCCCAAACUGGCACAACGAGCAGACUAGAGACUGGUUUACACAAACUAAUAUAACAGAGCCGGGAAUGGCCAAAUGGGAAUCAAAUAUGUUGGAUUGUUUGCAAAAAAGCACGGGGGACCGUUCUUUCUGGACUUCACCUCGGUUACCAAAAUUUAGACUGGAGGGUCAGCCUCGGUCAGAAUGGGACGGAAAAAUAGAUCAACUGUGGGAUAAAAAUGCAUGGGGAUCUAUACAGGAAAUGGUUGGAGAAAUGUCUCUACGACAGUUAAAAAACUCGAUAAGUAAAGAGGUUCUUAUGAAAAGACUAGCAGAGGGCAUAAAACAACUCAAGGAAGACCGAGCGGUGAACUGGGUUAAACAACUAUCAUUAGACACUGCCCCUAAUGAACGAUUCAUUUUAGCAGUGGGGGCGUGUGCCAGGCAAGUACACACACAAGCCAAGGGGGAAUUACAGGAAGUGAUGGUGGAAUUUAUGAACAAUCAAUUCGCAGCCUUAAUAACUGGAACACUAGACUUAACUAUACCAUUUGUGUUAAUAAAACCCACUCCCCAAGAGGUAUGUGAUAGAGGGAGAGGUCCUCCCUCGAUGUUUUUUGAUAAAGGAAAGAGAUUUUGUACAGACUAUAGAUUGCUGAUGGAAGCAUCUAUGUUGGGACCUGUUCAAGCAAGAAAAAUACCUGGAUGGUUGGGGAGGGUCAGGUAUGAGUAUUUCCCAUCUGAAUGUGAUAAGCCUAAUGGAGGUAUUUGGGUGUACCAAUAUGAUGCUGACCCUGCGGCCACCGCUAGACGGGCAGCUUAUUGGGAGACUCUAAUGAUGGCGACGCGAUCGCUGCGAAAUGACGAGGUAGUUGUGCAUUGGAUAAAACCAGAGCGCAUACGAGGGAAAAAUACAUGGGUGCCAAAAUGGUGCAAAUGGAACAUAGCCACAAAAAAUGUUUGGAUACCUCCACCACUCAUAGAAGAGAAAGGAAGAAGAGUGUGGAAUAUCUAUAAUUAUUUUGUAGAAUACGACUCGGUGAGUCAGGGAAUAAUAAAAUGGAACACCAAGAUGGCACAAACAGCUAAAAAAUUAAUGCGAGAUUCUGACCAUUGGCCUACGCUUGUCCCAAAUACUGUAGUGAUCGGGGCAGCCAUGGCAAAAUGGAAAGUUUAUUGCAAAGGACCGAACAGUAAUUUAGACGGUUUUUAUGGCCAACUGCCUACGAAAGAUUGGUAUGAGGCCAUGGGUAAAAGACUGAUGGAAGAGCAAGAUAAUGAGAUCCACGAAAUGUUAAACAGUAAGGCCCCUGAUGGGGAGAUAUUUUGGAGAUGGAAAAUCAAAAAUGGUGUGCAAUGCUACCCAUCUCACCAGGCGACUCUGGUUACCGGUAAUUACACCUGGACAGGAGUGUGGUGGACUUUAAUUCAGAAGGGAAUAACAGAACUCCCAGGGAUGGCUGCAGAGACAGCGGCUAGUAUCGUCAAAACGAUGUUUGAUAAAACAAUCUCACCUGUUCUUUACACUUUGUGGGAAACGGUUCAAUACAUAGCGUAUCCCCUAUUAGGACUAGUGAUAAUCGGAAUGAUGACUAAGGCAUCUUUGCGAGUGAGGCAGGUGUCACUGCGAUGCAGAAAAACAGGAAACGGUUUGACCGCAGAAGAGGCCCACCUGCUAGAGAGGCGUCACGAGUAGGCAGUGAGAGAGACCCCUCGGAUAAAUAUCAGGUCUUCAGAAGAAAACAGUUAGUCACUCACGGGCGUGAAAGACAAGCUACACUUCUUUACGAAUAAUACCGAGCAAAAAUAGAAACAGGUUACCAUGGCAAACAACUCUGCAAAUCAGACCACUCCUGAUCUAGGAGGACAAUCGGGUGGUCAAAUCGAGUGGUCUUCUUUGGUAGGAAAUAUUUUAAUGUCCUGUGUGCUUACUAGUUGUACAAUAGACAAAGUAUCAUUAUACAUAAUAACUACUAUUGUGUAUGGAGGAUUGAAUUUAGCUCGAUUUCUUUUUAUGGGAAGGAAGCUACCAAGUUCAACGAUCAUUUUUAUAGGACUAGGACUGAAAGGAAUCAAACUAAAAGGAUGGAAGAUAAUUAAUUUCACUAUGUUUUGUGUCAGCCUGCUAGGAAAUAUUUUAGAAUAUUGUAGAAAAUUUCCUAAAUGGAUGGGCUUGCCAGGAAGAUCGUGGAUGGCAUUAGGAGUACUUUCAAUGGAUGUACUAUUGGUCUCCACUUACUUAGCAUAUCUGAGUAGGAUUAUAACCAACAAAACCCAUGAGUUAAUAGGACGAGUGGCUAUUCGACUAACAGGACUGGCAUUGAUCAGUACUGCAUUGUACAUGUUAGGAUACGCUGCAUGUAUUCCGCUGAUAGCUUAUACGUUUUAUACCGCGGGAAAAGAACGAUUGAACCCUCGCUUUUCAGGUCAAAUACAUACCGACAGAGAAAGCGAAAUACUGUAAAGAAAAUAAUCCCACCCCUCACUUGUCACAGGAAAAAGACGGAGGGCGGCAGGUGGACAUUGGGGAGCCAGGAGAGGAGACCAUCCGGGUCUCUUUGUUUUUUGCGAGCUACAGGGAGGAUUUGAUGUCAGGUGGAACAGAUGGAAUGGACACUCGGCCCAAUACGCCUGUUGGACAAGUUUCAUUAGAUCAAAAGGGUACUGAUUAUGAUAAUAUUGACUUUGAUAAUAUAGGAAAUGUUUAUGUAAAUACUGAGGAUUUGGGUUUAGUUGACUUAUCGGACACGAUAGAUCUUCAGCCUGAGGAGAAUGAAUGGGGUGCGUCUGAGGGGGUGUAUGCAGAAAUGCAAAAUGUGAAGCAAGAAGGGGAACCAACCCUUCCAGAAUUAAUGGAACCCAUAGGGGGCAUACAAGUGACUUUUACUCAGCCAGAGACGGGGGAGGUCGAGGGAAGAAUUGGGGCUCCAGUUAAUCCCGAGGCAACCACUAUGCCCCCUGAAGGCGAUUUAACGCAUAGCUCAGUAGAGGCGGGCGCACCGGCCGAUGAGAAAAACCAAGAACCUAGCGUUGUAGACGGGAAGUCUAUCAUUGCGCCAGCACCAUCUGUGAUUAUGCAAACUGGUCGAGACAUACUUUACCCAAUAGACGGGAUUGCCCUUAGACAGAAAGACAAAAAGAAGUUGCGACUGCCCCAGAGACAUGCUGCUGAUUCUAAUUUCGUCUCGCAUGGGAGAAGUAUGAAAGAAAGUACGAAAGAAAGUAUGAAAGAAAGUGUGAAAGCGGUCUCUGAACCCGUGAAUGAGAAGAG
Clupea harengus (Atlantic herring) is the source of this 6306-nucleotide messenger RNA. RefSeq lists its product as uncharacterized. The record is from RefSeq and is a predicted model, not a curated record. The coding region runs from base 1843 to 4731 and encodes 962 amino acids. Lineage: Eukaryota; Metazoa; Chordata; Actinopteri; Clupeiformes; Clupeidae. The transcript has 2 exons.